Messenger RNA from Colossoma macropomum (tambaqui), 669 nucleotides. RefSeq names its product ubiquinol-cytochrome-c reductase complex assembly factor 2. Lineage: Eukaryota; Metazoa; Chordata; Actinopteri; Characiformes; Serrasalmidae. Bases 50 to 442 code for a protein of 130 amino acids. Gene Ontology annotation, biological process: mitochondrial respiratory chain complex III assembly. The transcript is spliced from 4 exons. The record is from RefSeq and is a predicted model, not a curated record. Gene Ontology annotation, cellular component: mitochondrial matrix.
UCCCUGCGCGCUUUCCGCACUUUACUCCUCCUAUUCCGCCAGUCUGGACAUGGCUGCCACCAGGUACCGUCGAUUCCUGAAGUUAUGUGAGGAAUGGCCAAGAGACGAAACCAAGAAAGGCCGAGAUUUGGGGACGUUUUUACGACAGAGAGUGGCCAGCGCAUUCAGAGAGGGUGAAAAUACUCAGAUCUCAGACCCCGAAAAAUGUGAUCAGAUGUAUGAAAGUUUGGCUCGAAUAAACAGCAAUGUUUACAAAGAAAAGUUCCCACGAGUGAAAGACACAAGUUUCACAGGUGUGACAGUGGAAGAGUGUCGGAUGUUAUUAGCAACAGGAAAUAUGCAACAGACGGAUGAAGAAAAGAAAGGAUUGUGGAAGACUCUGAUGGAGCGAUUCUCCUCUAAACCAGAAGAUGCAUCUCCUGAGAAGUCAGAAAAACAGUAAUUUUUUACUGUAGGCUCUAUUCCAGCACAUUUUCAUUUACAAACUAUUCUUCGGUUAUUUUAUUAAUACAUCAGAUACAUUCUGUACAUUGCCACUGUUACUGUCAGCCAACUGCAUGUGCCUCAUAUGCAGUGUAACUCUAUGAAAAUUGUAUACAGUAUUUAAUGUAAUUUGUGUCUGUGUCUUACAAACCAUUAAAGAUAUGUUGUAUUAAAAUCAUGAAAAAA